AUGAAAAUGAUGAGAAAGAGAAAAGAUGUUGAGGUACAAGAUGGGCAAAACGGUGGUAACAACGAAAUCGUUUGGGAUAAUGUGAUGAACGGGCCCAUGAAUGGUGGAGCACUCAUUGGUGGAGCUGUACGUGCACGAAAAAGAUUUGUUGGUGUACGCCAACGUCCCUCUGGAAGAUGGGUGGCUGAGAUUAAAGAUACCAUACAACAAAUAAGAGUGUGGUUAGGUACAUUUGAUACUGCUGAAGAGGCUGCAAGAGCUUAUGAUGAAGCAGCCUGUUUGCUUCGUGGUUCCAACACUCGAACCAAUUUUUGGCCAUGUAAUCCCUCUAACAAAUCUCCUGCUCUGUCCUCCAAAAUCACUAAUCUUCUUAUACAAAGACUUAGAGCAAGAAAUAGUGCUAAUCUUGAAAAUCCUGCUUAUAAUUCAUCAAUGUCGAUACCCCAUUCUUUCCAUAACAAUGAUCAACAGUUUCAAGAGUCAGUCCAAGUUCAAGAUUCUGACUAUAACCAAAUCUUUAACAUCCCAGAUGCUACUUAUUCUAUUAGUGAUAGUUUUAGUGCAAGUUCUGAAUAUAACUCAAGAAGUAGUACUAUUUUAGAUGAACGAUAUAGAGUUGUAGAUGAGCCUAAAGGGGAGGAAAACAAAGAGAUAGAUUUGUGUUUGAGUGACUUAUUAUUCGUUGACAAUAUUGCAUCGUCUAUGGAAUAUUCUCCAUUCGAUAUUGCAGAAGAGAUAACAAAGGAAAACUACAAUGAGGACCCGUCCAUGGUUAGUGAAGCCAUGAAGAGAAUGAAAUUUGAACGCAACAUUUCUGCUUCUCUUUAUGCUUUCAAUGGGAUAUCCGAAUGUUUGAAGAUGAAGGAAAACCGAAAGCAUGAACAACUGUCAAACCUUGGCCCAAAACAUAGCGAAGAAACUGACAUAGGUGAUCAAAUAGCGGGUAGAUCAUACGAGAGUGAACAAACUCUAAUGAGUAUGGAAUCGGUUUCUUCUUCGAGUAGCAAGGAAGGAGAUGAUCAAUCUUUCCUUUGGAGCUCUUUUGAUCUUCCAUCUUUAGAUAUGUUCUUUAGUGGAUCAAUUUAAAGAUCCAAAAUUAGUAAUGGUAUAAUUUAUGAUUUUUACUUAUUCAUUAGCACCCUCUGAUAGGCUAUAGUGAUAUAAUACAGCAACAUAAG
Molecule: messenger RNA, 1178 nt
Organism: Erigeron canadensis
Lineage: Eukaryota; Viridiplantae; Streptophyta; Magnoliopsida; Asterales; Asteraceae
Product: ethylene-responsive transcription factor ERN1-like
Exons: 1
Coding region: 1-1086 (361 amino acids)
Biological process (GO): regulation of DNA-templated transcription
Molecular function (GO): DNA binding; DNA-binding transcription factor activity
Source: RefSeq, a predicted model, not a curated record